This is a messenger RNA of Brettanomyces nanus, 1164 nucleotides long. RefSeq lists its product as uncharacterized. The transcript has a single exon. The record is from RefSeq and is a predicted model, not a curated record. Gene Ontology annotation, cellular component: mitochondrion; mitochondrial matrix. Gene Ontology annotation, molecular function: tryptophan-tRNA ligase activity; ATP binding. The coding region runs from base 1 to 1164 and encodes 387 amino acids. Lineage: Eukaryota; Fungi; Ascomycota; Pichiomycetes; Pichiales; Pichiaceae. Gene Ontology annotation, biological process: mitochondrial tryptophanyl-tRNA aminoacylation.
AUGCUCGGGAAACGCGCCCUCGUCAAAUCAUGUUACCGUUUAAGGUUAUACUCUACAGUGAAUACCUCGGCAGAAACUGUGGAGACGAUUCCCAGCAUUCUAGACCCCAAGUUUGAAAUCCCUAAUGGGUCUGUCAUCUUCAGCGGUAUUCAACCAACAGGUGCAUUCCACUUGGGUAACUAUUUUGGUGCCGUUAGAAACUGGAGAGAUUUCCAAACCAGAAUUGAACGUGAUCAUAUCAAUUCUCGUCUUCUCUUCUUUGUUGCAGAUAUGCAUUCUCUUACAGUUCCACAGAACUUCUCACGAUUGACCAAUCAACGACUCGAGGCCUUUGGUUCGCUUAUGGCAUGUGGCAUUGAUCCUGAAAAAGCUACCAUUUUUUUCCAAUCAGAGGUGCCUGAGAUCCCGAAAUUACAAUGGAUCUUGUCCUGUAUGUGCGGUAUGGGACAGCUCAAUAGAAUGACUCAAUGGAAGUCUAAGGCCAACUUGAGGAACGACGCUGAUAUAGCAGCAGACUUCGGUAAAGUCAAAUUGGGCUUGUUUACUUAUCCAGUUCUUAUGGCUGCCGAUAUUCUUACCUUCAACGCUACACAUGUUCCUGUUGGCAGGGACCAAGCCCAGCAUUUAGAACUUACCAGAGAAUUGGUUGAUAUCUUCAAUAGGGCCACCAAAUCUAAAUUUUUGCAUCAGCCUAUGACUCUUCUUGCUCCUACUAUGAAGGUUCUUAGCUUGAAGAAUCCGGAAAAGAAAAUGUCCAAGAGUGAUCCUGAUGAUAUGAGUAAAAUAUUUAUUACUGAAGAUGCCAAAAGUAUUCGUAAUAAGAUCAGUAAGGCGCUUACAGACUCAGUGGAAGGUAAGCUUAUCUAUGAUCCCGUUAAUAGACCUGCUGUCACUAAUCUUAUUACUAUUCUUGCAGCAGCAUUGGGAAGACCUGUCCUCGAAGUUUCCAAUCAAGUAGAAGAUUUCACUAAGAAAGAGUUGAAGGAUGCCGUUUCUGAUGCUGUUGUUAAGGAGCUUAAAGAUCCAGCCGCAAGAUUCCAAGAAUUAAUGAAGGAUCCUGAAAGAUUAGAUAAGUUAAGUAGAAGAGGUUCUGAAAAGGCCCGGGAAAUUGCCUCCAAGAAUCUUAAAGAGAUAUCCAAGCUUGUUGGAAUGGGCUACUGGUGA